GUCUCGAUCCUUCUCUUGUGAUCCAAAUUGUUUCGCCUCAAUGGCUUGAUCAGCAAAAAAAUAGAAACCCCUGGCCCCGCUGAUUGGCCCUGACGCAUUCCUCUGUACCAUAGACUUACAUGUGUCGCAGUUGUGGUUGGUCAGACGUAGCAGCGCGAGCGCGCAACACGCGUCUUCCGAAACCAAGUCGAACGUACAAGAUACGCUCGUGCCGAUACGGACAUCUUGUUUGUGUGGUCUUCUUGACGUUGAGCUUCCAAUUGGUUCUGUCUCAGCUUUGCCAGAGGCGGAUUCCAAGGACUUUGGCCACCCAAAGCGUGGACCACCACCGUCUAAGCUUCGAGGGAUUCAGUGCGAACAGUCACGGUCCAUUGCACCACCCUCACCUCUUAAUCAUUUCAACAACUGUUCGAAGCCAUGUCGACUCAAAGAGAGUAUCACAUUGUGGUUCUCGGCUCAGGGGGCGUUGGAAAGAGUUGUUUGACAGCUCAAUUUGUUCAGAACGUUUGGAUAGAAAGUUAUGAUCCUACCAUCGAGGAUUCGUAUAGGAAGAAUAUUGAAGUUGAUGGUCGAUCCGUUAUACUGGAAAUUCUUGAUACGGCCGGCACAGAACAAUUCACUGCAAUGAGAGAACUCUACAUGAAGACCGGCCAAGGUUUUCUGCUUGUCUUUAGCAUAACGUCAAUGUCUUCUUUGUACGAACUCACAGAGCUCCGCGAACAGAUUCGACGAAUUAAAGAGGACGACAAUGUACCCAUGGUCCUUGUUGGCAACAAAUCAGACCUUGAAGAAGACCGCGCCGUGCCUCGACCUCGAGCUUUCAAGAUCUCUCAAGAUUGGGGAAACGUGCCUUAUUACGAGGCCAGCGCCCGGCGAAGAGCAAACGUCGACGAAGUCUUCGUUGACUUGUGCAGGCAGAUCAUGCACAAAGACCAGAGAGAAUACCGCGCACCAGAGAGAGGGGGACGAAGACGAACAGAACCACGACAUAGAAGUGGACGGGGUGGGCGACAGAAGCACAGAACGUGUACGAUCCUUUAGUUGGCAGAUGUUUGCACGAUUUGUGAUGUCUUGUACGUGGGUUACAACCUUGCAGGACAGGGUACGAUCCCCAUUUCUUCUGCAUCGACCUAUUCGAUUCACAACGGUCUUUUUCGAUACUCCUUUUAACUAUAGAGGUAUUAGAGGCAUGUCAUCAUUCGCCACCAGGGAGCUAUUACUAUUCUCCUUUUUUGUCCCUUUGCCAGGUUCAUAUCAAAUGCAAUUCAGUUCUCAUAC
This is a messenger RNA of Aaosphaeria arxii CBS 175.79, 1278 nucleotides long. Its product is annotated as ras-related protein RSR1. Gene Ontology annotation, biological process: signal transduction. Gene Ontology annotation, cellular component: plasma membrane. The transcript has 6 exons. Gene Ontology annotation, molecular function: GTPase activity; GDP binding; GTP binding. The record is from RefSeq and is a predicted model, not a curated record. Bases 418 to 1041 code for a protein of 207 amino acids. NCBI's taxonomy places the organism in Eukaryota, Fungi, Ascomycota, Dothideomycetes, Pleosporales.